Puma concolor (puma) is the source of this 3165-nucleotide messenger RNA. The record is from RefSeq and is a predicted model, not a curated record. Lineage: Eukaryota; Metazoa; Chordata; Mammalia; Carnivora; Felidae.
AUGGAGGUUGAAAUGUACCAGAAAAUUAAGCCUUACUCUCAAUUGACGUAUGAUGUCUGUGAAGUAUCUCCCGGACCUCACUUGAAUAUGAUUAUUGGAGCUAAUGGGACAGGAAAGUCGAGCAUCGUGUGUGCCAUUUGUCUUGGGUUGGCAGGCAAACCCGCUUUCAUGGGACGGGCAGACAAGGUUGGCUUUUUUGUGAAGAGAGGAUGUUCCAAAGGAAUGGUUGAAAUUGAAUUGUUCAGAAAUUCUGGAAAUCUUACCAUCACCCGUGAAAUUGACGUGGCAAAAAAUCAGUCAUCUUGGUUCAUCAACAAAAAAUCUACAACCCAGAAAGUGGUGGAAGAGCAAGUUGCAGCCUUAAAUAUUCAAGUGGGCAAUCUUUGCCAAUUUCUACCUCAGGAUAAAGUUGGAGAAUUUGCUAAACUGAGUAAAAUUGAACUCCUUGAAGCUACAGAGAAGUCCAUUGGACCUCCAGAAAUGCACAGAUACCACUGUGAACUCAAAAACUUCAGGGAGAAAGAAAAACAACUAGAGACCUCGUGCAAAGAGAAAACUGAAUAUCUAGAGAAAAUGAUUCAGAGGAAUGAAAGAUAUAAACAAGAUGUGGAGAGAUUCUAUGAACGUAAGCGACAUUUAGAUUUGAUCGAGAUGCUUGAAGCGAAAAGACCAUGGGUGGAAUAUGAAAAUGUCCGUCAGGAGUAUGAAGAAGUAAAGCUAGCUCGAGACCGAGUGAAGGAAGAGGUCAGAAAACUUAAAGAAGGGCAGAUCCCUAUGACACGUCGAAUUGAAGAAAUUGAGAGGCAGCGUCAGAGUUUGGAGGCUCGAAUCAAAGAGAAGGCAACAGAUAUUAAAGAGACAUCUCAAAAAUGCAAACAAAAGCAAGAUAUUAUAGAAAGGAAAGAUAAACAGAUUGAGGAACUGCAGCAGGCUUUAACAGUAAAACAGAAUGAAGAACACGAUCGCCAGAGGAGGAUAAGUAACACUCGGAAGAUGAUCGAAGAUUUGCAAAAUGAACUGAAGACCGCAGAAAACUGUGAGAAUCUUCAGCCCCAAAUUGAUGCCAUCACAAAUGAUUUGAGACGAAUUCAAGAUGAAAAGGCAUCAUGUGAAGGCGAGGUGAUCGAUAAGCGAGGAGAGAAGGAAACCCUAGAGAAGGAGAAAAAGAGCGUGGGUGAUAAUAUUGUACGAUUUGACAAUCUUAUGAAUCAAAAGGAAGAUAAGCUGAGACAGAGAUACCGUGACACAUAUGAUGCUGUUUUAUGGCUAAGAAAUAACCGGGACAAAUUUAAGCAAAGGGUCUGUGAACCUAUAAUGCUCACGAUCAAUAUGAAAGAUAAUAAAAAUGCCAAAUAUAUUGAAAAUCAUAUUUCAUCAAAUGACUUAAGAGCUUUUGUAUUUGAAAGUCAAGAAGAUAUGGAGGUUUUCCUCAGAGAGAUUCGUGACAAUAAAAAAUUAAGAGUAAAUGCUGUUAUUGCUCCCAAGAGUUCAUAUGCAGACAAAGCCCCUUCAAGAUCUCUGAAUGACCUCAAACAGUAUGGGUUUUUCUCUUACUUGCGAGAGUUAUUUGAUGCACCUGAUCCCGUCAUGAGCUUUCUUUGCUGCCAUUAUCAUAUUCAUGAAGUUCCUGUAGGAACUGAAAGGACCAGAGAAAAAAUUGAACGGGUAAUACAAGAAACCCGGUUAAAACAAAUGUACACAGCAGAAGAAAAGUACGUAGUGAAAACUUCCUUUUAUUCAAACAAAGUUAUUUCUAGCAACACAUCCCUGAAAGUAGCCCAGUUUCUCACAGUCACCGUGGACCUAGAGCAAAGAAGACACUUAGAAGAACAGCUAAAGGAAAUUAAUAGAAAACUGCAAGCCGUGGAAGCAGGGCUGAUUGCCCUGUAUGAGAGAAACAAGCAUCUAGAACACAAAGACAAUGAACUUAGACAGAAGAAGAAGGAGCUUCUUGAAAGGAAAACCAAGAAAAGACAACUGGAGCAAAAAAUUAGUUCCAAACUAGGAAGUUUAAAGCUGAUGGAACAGGAUACUUGCAACCUUGAGGAGGAAGAGCGAAAAGCAAGUACCAAAAUCAAGGAAAUCAAUGUUCAAAAAGCAAAACUUGUUACUGAAUUAACAAACUUUGUAAAGAUUUGUACUUCUUUGCAUAUACAAAAAGUUGAUUUAAUUCUUCAAAAUACUACAGUGAUCUCUGAGAAGAACAAAUUAGAAUCAGAUUACAUGGCUGCUUCAUCACAGCUCCGUCUCACAGAGCAACAUUUCAUUGAGCUGGAUGAAAGCAGACAGAGAUUACUGCAGAAAUGCAAGGAGCUGAUGAAGAGAGCUAGGCAAGUAUGUAACCUGGGCGCAGAGCAGACGGUUCCUCAAGAAUACCAGACACAAGUACCCACCAUUCCAAAUGGACACAACUCCUCACCCCCCAUGGCUUUCCAGGAUCUUCCAAACACGUUGGAUGAAAUUGAUGCUUUAUUAACUGAAGAAAGAUCAAGAGCUUCUUGCUUCACAGGACUGAAUCCCACAGUCGUUGAGGAAUACACAAAAAGAGAAGAAGAAAUAGAGCAAUUAACUGAGGAACUAAAGAUAAAGAAGGUUGAACUGGAUAAAUACAGGGAAAACAUUUCACAGGUAAAAGAAAGGUGGCUUAAUCCUUUAAAAGAGCUCGUAGAAAAAAUUAAUGAAAAAUUCAGCAAUUUUUUUAGUUCCAUGCAGUGUGCUGGUGAAGUUGAUCUGCAUACAGAAAAUGAGGAGGACUAUGAUAAGUACGGCAUCCGGAUUCGAGUCAAGUUCCGCAGCAGCACGCAGCUGCAUGAGUUAACUCCACACCACCAGAGCGGGGGUGAAAGAAGCGUGUCCACUAUGUUGUACUUGAUGGCCCUUCAGGAACUCAAUCGAUGUCCGUUCAGAGUAGUUGAUGAGAUCAAUCAGGGAAUGGACCCGAUCAAUGAACGGAGAGUGUUUGAAAUGGUUGUAAAUACUGCUUGUAAAGAAAAUACAUCUCAGUACUUCUUUAUUACACCAAAGCUCCUGCAGAAUCUUCCUUAUUCUGAAAAGAUGACUGUGUUGUUUGUCUACAACGGUCCUCAUAUGUUGGAACCUAACAGGUGGAACCUAAAGGCUUUCCAGAGGCGGCGGCGGCGCAUCACGUUCACUCAACCGCAGUGA